Messenger RNA from Nematocida major, 798 nucleotides. RefSeq lists its product as uncharacterized. The transcript has a single exon. Gene Ontology annotation, cellular component: membrane. Gene Ontology annotation, biological process: vesicle-mediated transport. The record is from RefSeq and is a predicted model, not a curated record. Lineage: Eukaryota; Fungi; Microsporidia. The coding region runs from base 1 to 798 and encodes 265 amino acids.
AUGUCUGAAUUGCUGGAAUUCCUAAACAAAGCCAAAACAACAAACGAAACAAUAUCGGGCCUUUUUGAGUGUGUGUCUGUGGCAGACGCGCUGAGAAGCAAAACAAGGCAGACGGACGAGCGCCAGCAGCUGCAAAUAUCGGAGGCGAUGGAGAAUCUCUGCAAAGACUUCAAGUCUCGCACAUUCGUCAUAAAGAAGGACCUUGACAAAAUGAAGGCGGAAAACGAGGGGCACCUGGACCGGUACGGGUUUGACAGAGGCUUUUCCACACGGAACAACUUUCUGCAGAACCUUGCCAGAAGGCUUACGCUGGUCAUGCAGGACUUUGGGCGCGUGCAAAGCGGCUUUGCAAGCAUCCAGAAAGAAAGGCUAAGAGAGCAGUACCUGAUAGCAAAUCCGCAUGCGACAGAAACCGAGCUGAAAAGCCUUGAAGAAAAAGAGAAAGGGAAAGUGCUCCUGCAGUCCGCGUUCACGCUAGGAAAUAAAACCGUGAAGGAGGCUCUCCUCUUGGCAGAAAAGCGGCGCACAUCAAUAGAGGCCCUGCUGGACGGCAUUUCUGAUCUGAAGGACCUGGCCGACGACUUCUCAGGCAUUGUGCGGGACAACUCGUGCGCAAUGGACAGGGUGCACUUGGGCGUGAACGCCGCCAAUGUCCAAGCAAAGACCGCCCACGUCAUAAUCAAAAACUCUUCCAAAAGAACAAUACAGAUGCAAAAGGCCAAAAAGUCGCUCACCUUGUUCUGCACUUUUGCCCUUUUUGUUUUCGUGCUUUUUAUGGUGUGCAAACUGACCCACUAG